This is a messenger RNA of Peromyscus maniculatus bairdii (prairie deer mouse), 2271 nucleotides long. It is a transcript of the gene Nkiras1, whose product is annotated as NFKB inhibitor interacting Ras like 1. Lineage: Eukaryota; Metazoa; Chordata; Mammalia; Rodentia; Cricetidae. Gene Ontology annotation, biological process: Ral protein signal transduction; negative regulation of canonical NF-kappaB signal transduction. Gene Ontology annotation, molecular function: GTPase activity; GTP binding; GTPase activating protein binding. The record is from RefSeq and is a predicted model, not a curated record.
CUGAGCUGCAAAGGCUGCGAGAGGUGAGAGGCGCUGAGCGCCGUGGGCGUCGCGCUGCGGGUCCUGAGGAGCCAGGUCGGGGACUGGCUCCAGAGCGGUGUCCGCGGGCCGCGGUGACCGGCGUGCCUCUGUCUCACUGCCCCGCAGUGUCAGUUUUGUCCUGAGAGAAGAUGGGAAAGGGCUGCAAGGUUGUCGUUUGUGGGUUGUUGUCCGUUGGGAAAACUGCGAUUCUGGAGCAACUCCUUUAUGGGAAUCAUACUAUUGGGACGGAAGACUGUGAGACAAUGGAAGACGUGUACAUGGCCUCAGUGGAGACAGACCGUGGGGUGAAGGAGCAGCUCCACUUAUAUGACACCCGAGGCCUGCAGGAAGGCGUGGAGCUGCCAAAGCAUUAUUUCUCUUUUGCUGAUGGCUUUGUUCUUGUGUACAGUGUGAAUAACCUUGAAUCCUUUCAAAGAGUGGAGCUUCUGAAGAAAGAAAUUGAUAAGUUCAAAGACAAAAAAGAGAUCGAAGUUAGGAAGAGAGAAAGGAGAAAAGAACAGGACAAGAGUGAGCUGUGCAAAGAACAAGCUGGGGGUGAAAACACUGAACACCAAUGACACUGGGAUUUUAAAAUACAGGCCUGACCAAACUGGGAUGACCACAUGCAGCACGAGCUCAGACACGGACCUGAACACUGGCCCUGUGACCCCAGUAGGUCCAAAGCCAGUUCAAGCUCUUGUCAGACUCAACAGCGUUCAGGAUCUAAAGGAACCUCGGGAAACCCAAGACUGGCUCACAGGCUUGGACCCUUGGAGACAGUUAGGUCAAGAAGGGGGAAGUCAUUCUGGAGGAGCUUAGUGCCCUUCCAAGACAGACCUCACCAGCAGAAUACUAGCUUUUUACCGGCCACAUGAGGGCAGUGCAACAAGACAGCUGUCUGGAAACUAAGAAAUGAUUUCUUAUCACAUUAAGAUUGCCAGCACUUAGGUCUUGGAUUUCCUUUAAAGUUCAAUCAACACUAUUUCAAAUUGCCUUCUAAAAAUAUUCAUUGUCAGGCUGGCAAGAUGGUUCAGCAGGUAAAGCUGCUUGCUGCUGAGCCUGAAGACCUGAGUUCAGUCCACAGAACCAGCUUUUCACAUACAUGCAGACCAUCACACCCAGCUGCCCUCCAUUUCUUGCUAAAAUGGCUGAGGAGGUUUACACUCAGGUCAGCUAAGUCUAUUUCUACUAGCCCCUCCCCUUUGUUGUGUAACACGGGCUGACUCUGAACUCAAUACUCCCUGUCUCAUCUUCCCACGAGUUGGGACUGCUGUGCCCACACCCCAACACCGUUUCUUGCAUUAACAGGAAAAACUUUGGUUUCCACAAUAAGAAACGCAACUGUCACCAAUCCAAUGAAUGGUUACACUAACUGAAGUUCUGACCUGAGAAAUGGAGCACAGUGCUUGAGUCUACCCUGCCUGCCUUCACAAGUCAUCUCAAAUUUAGCAGUAAGGUGUGUGUGUGUGUGUGUGUGUGUGUGUGUGUGUGUGUGUGUGUGUGUGUGUGUGUGUGUGUGUAGGGCAGAGGUCAAUGUUAGGUACCUCCCUUGGCUGCUCUCUAUUCUUUGAGAUAUGGUCUCUUCCUGAGCCUGAAGCUCACACACAGAUCCAGCCAGGCUAGUGGAAAAGAGAGCUCUGCCUCACCCUCUCAAGUGCUGGGGUUACAGAUGCGUGCCGCUACACCCAGCAUUUAUGUUGGGACUAGCAAGCCCUGUUUCCACCUCAUCAUGCCCAGCAUUUUUACAUGGAUUUUGGGGGAUCAAAGUCAGUUCCUCAUGCUUGUGAGGCCAGCUAGCACUUUAUAAACUGAGCCAGGAAUAUGAACCUGCUAAAAUUAGAGUCCGUCUGAAACUAACUGAAAAGAGACCAUGGUUUGCCUUCCAGAUUUUUUUCAUUAAAGAAAAAGUAAGAUUUACUAUUUAUUUAAGUGUAUGUGUGUGGGUCUGUACAUGUACAAGUGUGUGUGUGUGUGUGUGUGUGUGUGUGUGUGUGUGUGUGUGUGUGUUGGUGCCAGUGGAAGCCAAAGAGGGUGUUUGACUUUCUGGAGCUGCAGUUACAGGCGGUUGUGAGGCACCUGAGGUGGGUACUGGGAACUGAACUUGCGUCCUCUGGAAGAGCAGCAAGUGCUCUUAAUCAAUGAGCCACCUCUUCAGCCCCACUUAUAGAUUUUCUUAAACAGACAUUUAAAGUUUCUUUGCAACCAAAAUAUGGUUCAAAACAAAAGUAAAGUAAUAAAACUCUUUACAAG